This is a messenger RNA of Rhinolophus ferrumequinum (greater horseshoe bat), 1419 nucleotides long. It is a transcript of the gene PTRH1, whose product is annotated as peptidyl-tRNA hydrolase 1 homolog. NCBI's taxonomy places the organism in Eukaryota, Metazoa, Chordata, Mammalia, Chiroptera, Rhinolophidae. The transcript has 5 exons. The record is from RefSeq and is a predicted model, not a curated record. Gene Ontology annotation, molecular function: peptidyl-tRNA hydrolase activity. Bases 11 to 904 code for a protein of 297 amino acids.
UCACUAGGAUAUGGUGACGCCGCGCCGCGGAAUGAGCGGGGGCGCCCCGCCACAGCUGCCUGCACGCCACAGCCACCGCCCCGCCACUUCCGCCCCUCAGAAGCAUGGCGGCCCUGUCGCCCGCCGGGAUUGGGCACUGGUACCGCCCCUGGACAGGUGGCGACCGCUAUUGGCCGAGGCCGGGGUGACGUCAGGGGACGGGAGAGGGGCUGUGCCAGAGGGCAGCAUGCCGUCGUUUCGCCUUUUGCGCGCGGGGCUGUGGUUGAGUCGAGCCAUGAGCCGCUGCGUGUUGGAACCCCGGCCGCCAGGGAAGCGGUGGCUGGUGGCCGGCCUAGGUAACCCUGGACUGCCUGGCACGCGACAUAGCGUGGGGAUGGCGGUGCUGGGGCACCUGGCGCGGCGGCUGGGUGUGGCGGAGAGCUGGGCGCGCGACCGUCGCUGCGCCGCCGACCUCGCCCUGGCCUCCCUCGGGGAUGCCCAGCUGGUCCUGCUCCGGCCACGGCGGCUCAUGAAUGCCAACGGGCGCAGUGUGGCCCGGGCCGCAGUAACCAGGGCCACCAUUUCCCUGUGCCAAGCGGAGCUGUUCGGACUGACUGCUGAGGAGGUCUACCUGGUGCAUGAUGAGCUGGACAAACCCCUGGGGAAAUUGACUCUAAAGCUGGGGGGAAGCGCCAGGGGCCACAAUGGAGUCCGUUCCUGCAUUACCUGUCUCAACUCCAAUGCAAUGCCACGGCUGCGGGUGGGCAUAGGGCGCCCUACGCACCCUGACGCAGUGAAUGCGCAUGUGCUGGGCUGCUUCUCCUCCGCGGAGCAGGAGCUGCUGCCUCCAUUGCUGGAGCGUGCCAGCGACCUACUCCUGGAGCACAUCCGUGAGCGAAGCCAGGGGCCCUUGUUGGGCACCUGAUACCAACCAGUGGACACGGCUUCCUGCCUGACUGCCAUCCCCGCACACCCAGCCUCAUCCACAGAGGUGCCACGCCAACCUGUGGUAUUCACUUUUUAUAUAACUCUUCUGUGGGCUGCUCCAGGCCUCCUACAGAUUAAAGGGGGGACUGUAGCUGGAUUAGUCCGUUUCUGGGAAGGGGUUGGUCUUCUCUCUGUGUCUUACUUGGAAAGUAAGGAAACGUCAGGAAGACUAAACUUUUUGAACCUCUUUGGAGAACCAGAGGUGUGGAUCUGUAAGAUUAAAGACACUGGCUGAGAAGCUGAGGCCUCCUCAGGGAGUUCAAUCAAACUCACGCCCUGCCUGGGGAGGAGGGGCCCACGGGGCCCACAGGGCCCAGCAAGACCCCCUCCCAGAGGCUGUGUGGACAUGCUUUAGCGCACGGAGGCCUUGCCACACCUUUCUUUGGCCCAUUUCACAGAUGGGGAAAUGGAGGCUUAGAGAGGUCCAGCACAUCCCCAAGGCCACAUAGCUAU